Messenger RNA from Boeremia exigua, 2315 nucleotides. RefSeq lists its product as uncharacterized. Gene Ontology annotation, biological process: DNA-templated transcription. Lineage: Eukaryota; Fungi; Ascomycota; Dothideomycetes; Pleosporales; Didymellaceae. The coding region runs from base 391 to 2184 and encodes 597 amino acids. The record is from RefSeq and is a predicted model, not a curated record. The transcript has 4 exons. Gene Ontology annotation, molecular function: DNA binding; zinc ion binding.
UCCUAAGAGCAAGUAGAGCUUGUAAGUUCUCGAGACCGGUGAUGCGCAUGUCAUAUGGGGAGGCGUUGACCCUAGCACAAGGUCAUUAAUCCCGGCCAUUAUACCACGCCUAUCGCCUAUCCUGAACGCAGAUUUUCUUUUCCUUUCCUACGCCUGAUACUUUGUCCAUUAUCCAAAUCGCAAUGCCGUCUUUAUCAUGGUCGGGACCUUUGCUGACAGGCAAGCGUCUUAGGCGACUUCUGCCACAAACGUAGCAUCAAAUGUCAUCCUCACACCGAGGACCUCGACAGGUGUCAGAACUGUUAUGAUUUCGACGUGCCUUGUACCUAUGAGCGACCACUAAAGCGCGGGCGCGCCACGUCUAAAGGCACUCCGCCAGAUCAACCCAGAAUGUCUGCGGCCGCUACUACCGGGGUUCGAUAUCAACGGCAGCCCCUGCUCCAGCACCAGGACCAAGACUCCUAUCAGCAAUUGAGACCUGGACGACUACGGUCUGUCCGCCGGGUGGCGGACGAAAUACUGGUAGCGGCUGAAGAAGUGCAAAGCGCGCACUCCUGGCUGGAAAAUACCGGGCUCACAAUAGCAUGGAGAGCAUUUGCGACUGCGAGCGCAGGAACGAUUGAGCAUCUCGUCGAUGUGUAUUUGCAAGUCGUGUAUCCAAUAUUCCCUCUCUUCCAUCGACCAACACUACUUCAAAAAGUACGGGAUCAAGAUUACCUACGCGAUCAGGGUUGUUUCGCCUCACUGAUGGCGGCUUGCGCUCUGGCAUCAGCCCGAGAAAGAGAUGGCGCGUUAUAUUGUUCGAUCACAAACGCGUCCUAUAACGCUAAUAUCCCGUCCGAGACUUUCUACAAGGCAGCAAGAGAUAUGCUACCAGAAAGUCUUGUAGAGGCUGAUGGCUUGGACUAUAUGAGGGCGUGCGCGCUGCUAUCGAUCACUAGUAUUCAAUACGGGGAUAUUGAAGCCAUGCAGCUCUAUCUGGGCCACUAUUUCACACUUGUUAGCGUUCAUAGAUUGCAUGACGAAGCAAAUUGGCCAAAGGACACGAAUAACGUCGAGGUUGAAGAGAGGCGGCGCCUGUACUGGUCAACAUAUACCCUGGACAUCUACAGCUCUAUUGUAUGGAACGGCAGCGUGCACGCAUGUGGCGCUAAUGCGCGCGUCCGAUAUCCUACAGAGGUCGAGGACGAGUUUAUCACGCAUGGUGCCACCUUACUCUCACCGCGAUCGUCCACCUCCUGGCUCCGUGGCUGGAAUUUUACCACCGACUUGUAUCUCGCGCUUGAACAUGCUUCGAAUCGGCUGCGUGCGCGUCAAUCCCGCAUCGACGAUCGUAUUGAUGUUGCUGCAGUCUUCGGUAUCCCUGCUUCAUCUUCUGCUGCCGUGCUUGCGACCAUCAACGCACGUCACUCCGCUCUACCGGCGGAAUUCAAGAUGUUCGCACCGCCCACUGGCGACCGUGUUCGCGACAUCUUCGGAUUCCAAGCUGCAAAUAUACAAGCAACAAUGCUAUUACUACGCAUGCUUUUAUUUUGCACUGACGACGACGGCCACUCGCCCUCAAACGUGCAGCUCAAAUGCAACAUCGCAGCCGAACUCCUUGCUAUCUUCCAGACUAUUCCGACUGCCUACCUGUGCGGUAUCAGCACGCCCCUUAUCUACCACCUUGCAGGGAUCGGCAUGAUACUUGCGUCUGUCAUGGAAGGCCUGCUGUCUGAGGCAGGGUAUCAGAAGGUGAAAAGCAUCUUACUGUCGAUUGCAGAUCUGCUUGAAAGUUUCGAAAGUGGGUUGUCCCGCGCGGCAGAUAUCAGUAAAGGUCUCCGCUCGCAGGUGGAGCGGAUAGACGAGUACAUGCGCGUACAACGCCUGCCUGCGGACAGACCUUAUGUGCAACCGCAACCAAAUCAUACCUCAUCGGUCGAAACUGCACGCAUGUCACUUCCAUUGCAGCAACACUCGACUCCAAGCAGUACAACUGGGAUUCAAAUAGCUGGAGGUGGUGAUAAAGAAGGCCAUACGCAAAGUACUGGUGUCAGCGCGGAAGGUCAGUUUAUGAACGACGGGUGGCUUGGUGAGUUCCAGCUCCCGCCCGAGCUGCUGGAAGACUGGCCAUGGACAUUCAAUCUGCAGCCAGAGACCUGGUCGUUACUAGGAACUGCAACAGCCGGAAGAGAUCAUUGGUAAGGACCCUGUGGCUUGGAUUAGUAGUUAAAUACCUAGAUUUCUUAGUAUUUUCCUAAAUCUACUAAAAGUAUAGGUUAGAACAAAAGCCUAAGGUCUAAAUAAAUAAAAACUUAAAAAAAUCAUUUUGGCCC